Penicillium verhagenii is the source of this 3687-nucleotide messenger RNA. It is a transcript of the gene rgsC, whose product is annotated as putative intermediate filament protein (Mdm1). The record is from RefSeq and is a predicted model, not a curated record. The transcript has 2 exons. Gene Ontology annotation, cellular component: intracellular membrane-bounded organelle. Bases 1 to 3687 code for a protein of 1228 amino acids. NCBI's taxonomy places the organism in Eukaryota, Fungi, Ascomycota, Eurotiomycetes, Eurotiales, Aspergillaceae. Gene Ontology annotation, molecular function: phosphatidylinositol binding.
AUGGCCCUUCAAAAUCGAGAUUUACUCAUAGCCAGCGUUGGUGUAUUUAUCGCGUGGGGCUUGGUAGUGCGCUGGCUGCCGAUCCUGCGCUAUCUGGGAUGGGCACUAGCUUUGGGCGUUGCACUGUCUUGCGCCAUUUUCCUAGGCCUACUACUCUUGACGACGCGAAACCAAACCGAAAGAGCCCGUUUACCGAAAAAGGUCUCAGUCGCAUUCAUCAAACCCAAUAACUGGCGGAAAGAGCUCUUCAAUGUGCGAAAGACUACACGAUACCGACCCCGACCCCUCUAUCCUGAGUCGUUUGUUGUGUCCGAAGGAUUUGACGAACUGCUGUCUCUUGUGACUCGGGAUUUUGUCUCAUCCUGGUACCAAAAUAUUAGUCCAAGUCCUAUCUUUGCAAAUGAAAUCGAUAAAGUCAUUCGCAUUGCUCUGGAGAAUUUUCGUGAUAGACUACUCGCCGAGGACCUGAUCUCAUUGAUCGUGUCCCGCAUAUUUCCAAUCUUGACCUCUCACCUCAAAGAUUUCGAUAUAGCCGAGCGCGCCGUCCGCGGACGGAACCUGAGUCGAAAUGUGACAGAAUCUGAGGAGCUGGACUUGGCGAUUGCCAACAAGUUCCGCGAGGGUCGCCUUCAUCCGGCUGUCGGUCUCUCCUCUGUUGACCAAAAAACCGUACAGCAAGAAUAUCUCAGAAAGAUUGCCGUGGGUUUACUCCCCCAGCUCUUUCCAGAGAGCGUGCUAAGGAGCAGGACCGUUUCUGUCCUGAUUCGUGAGAUCAUCGCUUGUGCGAUUCUUGUUCCAGCCAUGACGGCAUUGUCAGAUCCCGACACGUGGAAUCAGCUGAUGGAGGCUUAUGGACGCUCGGCUUUGCAAGAUAGGAAAACCGUCCGCAAAUUACGGGCUGCACUCGACGAGCAUGCAUCUCCUGCCCCCAAGUCUAAGCGGGGGCAACCGUUCCCUAAGCUUUUAGCAAAUGAUAACGAAAGGGCCUUUGAGCGCUUUGUCAGAGCGAUAAGACGCUGCAGCAACUUAUCUGAUGCUCGAAGGUUUCGAGCACUGGUUGCUAGCCAGUUGAAGAGAGAAAGCAUGGUGGAAGGGCAAGAUCAAGUCUACCUUAGACGCCUGGAAACGGGUAAAAGGGUUCUGGAUCAAAAGGUCGCCAAACUUUCUGUACCAGGAGAGUCCUCACAUAUGCCUCCUGUGAAGUCCAGACAUACUCGCCAUGGUAGUUCUUCUACAUCACAUGAGUCUUCUCUGGUAGAUGUAUUGCGUAAUGCAGCUGGUUUAUCAUAUUUCAUGGAGUUCAUGGACCGUCAAAGAUUAAUGCCCCUAGUCCAGUUCUGGAUAGUGGUGGACGGAUUUCGAAAUCCGUUGGAGGAUGACUUUGGAGACGAGACUGCGUCGGCCUCAGUGACAUGGACGACUGCCGAUAGAAAUGAUUUGGCGCUUCUUAGUGAAACAUAUCUCAACAAACCAGAACUCAAGGUCUCCGAUGAGUCGCGUCGAACAGUCAAAACAUUCCUAAGUGCGGGCAAGCGAGCAACUCCAGAGCAAUACCGCAAAGCUCGAACUGUGGUCCUGACCACCCAGUCAGAUGUGCUUGAACAUAUGAAGACUGUCUACUAUCCAAAGUUCAAGGAGUCAGAUUUGUACUGGAAAUAUCUUGCGUCAGAUGAGGCGUCGAACUCCAAUGAGCCAGCUCCUCCUCCAUCCCCGCCAGCAGCUACUCUUGAGCCCCGAGAGAGGCGGCCUCUUCCUCCUAUUACUGCUCGGACAUCCUCACAGCCGGCCAUGAAGCCGGUCAUGGACCUUCGCAGAGCUGCUGUUUCAUCAAGCGAUGUGCGAGGCAUGGGCAAGCUGUUUGACGACGACGAUGCACCUCGACGAUCUAUAGAUUCCGAACGGUCGGCACAUCUUUUUGAUGACGACUAUGAUACCGAUCAGCUUGCCAUGUCUACCAAUAGCCUAGGGAAAGACUCACAAAAUGGUGAUAAUGAUACAAGCCAAAGCCAGGUUCUUGAAACCAUGGAAGCCGCUCUCAAUGACAUUAUCAUCAACGAGCCCAAGAAUCCAAGAGUAGAGGACCUCAAGGGGAGUGAUCUCUCAUCCUCAUCCCUCUUUGGAGGGCAAUCCGAAAUCACCACUCGUGGCUCGCCCGACAUCUUGCGAGCUGACGUACGCAUCAAUGAGAAGUCGAAAAAAAGCAUCGCAUCUCUGGGUCUAGUAGACCACCAUGCAUCACGACUUGGUGUGUUUGACGACGAUCUUUUCCCGGAUCAACAGAAGUUCAUUGAAGAUGAGUACGAGGAACCAGUCGGUGGCGAAGACAGGGACCCAGCAGACGAAGUCCAUGAAGCUGCGCCAGGCGAUCUUGGACUCACUGAAGCGAUCGAGGUAUUGACUACCGAAAUCGACAAACUGACUGCGCAAGAUUCUGUGGUCGACGCGUUGACCCGCAAGGCCGAAUUGACGAAUAACACGGCUGAGUUGAGAAUUUUGCGCAAGUCUAAGGCCAGCAUUGAACGCGAGGUCCACCGGAAGGAGAUGCAACGCCAGCAAUACAUCAUCCAAGAAAGUGAUAACAGUCUAUACGGGCGUUCCACAGUCCGCAUCAAAUCCAUCAUGGUCGGCAAAGAGGAGGAUGGCCGGGAAUUCGCAACGUAUGUUAUCGAAGUUCGACGAAAUGCUGGUGAACAGAUGCCUGCAGCUUCCUGGGCGGUUCCUCGUCGCUACAGUGAAUUCCACGAGCUUCACCAGAAGCUGCGCCUGAACUAUCCUUCAGUUCGCCACUUGGAAUUCCCUCGCCGGCGCGUGGUCAUGAAGCUCCAAAAGGAAUUCCUUCAAAAACGGCGGCAAGCUCUAGAGGGAUAUCUUGAAAAACUGCUUCAUCUACCCGAAGUUUGCCGCAGCCGUGACUUGCGUGCGUUUCUCUCCCAAAGGGCAAUUCUGCCUCGAGAAGAUUCACGCAGCAGUGAAGGUGAUACUAAGGAUCUCGUCACGCGCAUUUAUAAUUCCGUUGCCGAUGGCAUGGACGACUUCCUCGGCAACUUUGGUGUGCUCGAUCAAUUGUCAACGGCAGGCCAGAAUCUCAUCUCGGCCGCCACAAACCAGGUGAACAUCAACACCAGCACUGCCCACGACCCCGCUCUCGCAACUGAAGAUGCCGUCACUACGGCCGAAGCCGAAGCCGAGCUGAAUGCAUUCGAAGACCGUGAGCUCGAACCCUUCAUCAAGCCUGUCUGCGAUCUCUUCCUAGAGGCCUUUGAGCUGAACCGCGGAAACAACUGGCUGCGCGGCCGGGCCGUUGUUGUCGUUCUGCACCAACUCCUUGGUGGUACCAUUGAGCGCAAGGUGCGGGACAGUGCUCGCUCUUUAUUCCAAGACGAGUCAAUGAUGCGAUACCUCGCUAUCGCUCGCGAUUCUAUGUGGCCCGGUGGUAUUUUGCGCAAGUUCCUGCCACGAUCUAUGGCCGACCGACACAAAAGUCGCACCGAGGCCACCGUCGUCCUGGCCACUCUUAUCCCCGAUCUGGCUGCUAGCGUUGUUGGCCGUGCCAAUGCCCAAGCUGCUUCCCGUCGGCUCUUUGCUACCUUGAAUAAUAAACCCCUCAACACACAUCUGGCCUUUACUCUUCUCGACGAGAUCGUCUUGGCCCUCUUUGGCAGUCGGGAGCCCGGUCGCUCCCGCUAA